AGAUUAGUGGAGAGACAUGAACUUUCAUAAAUUAAGUAGCAUGUCGGAUAUAAAAUCAUCUAUGUAAUAUUUUUAAAUUUGCAUAAUAUUUCAGCAAUAAACAAUAAUAUAUAUACACUGUGUAUUAUACACAUAUGUAAGAUAGUAUAUAUCCACAAAUGUAAAAAAAAAAAAAACUCUAUCAUACACUCUCUUUUUAAAUAAAUGAUGUUUUGAAGUAUUUUGUUUGUUUUAGAUUACAAGUCAUUUCUAUUUUUCAAUUAAAAUUUUUGUUCUUUUAUCCUAUGUAACAUUUUAUAUUUUACAUAUUAUUUUUGUGUUGAAUGAAUUACGGUUAAAUGUUAUUUUUUAGAAAAUAUAUUAAAUUAUAUAUUUUUUAAUAUGUGUGCACAACUAUAAAGCAUUAGAGAAAAAACGAAAAAUAGUAUUCCUUUGAUUUUGUAUUAGAAGUCAAAGGACUUAUACCAUUCUACCACUUAUUUAACAUGUUAUAUUAUUAAAAGUCUUGGACAUCAGUAAAUUAGUGAGGUUUACAAAUUACCAUGUUUUAUAACAGUUUUUAAGAUAUAUAAGAACUUAAACUGAUACAAUUAUAGAAUAUUGUGGGAAUGAUUAGGGUUUGUCCCGAGGCAAGCUGUAAAAUCUAAAACCUCAAUGAUUUUAACUGGAAAACAUAUGUUUCUUUGCUUAUUUAGAUUUGAGUCCAAUGUAUUUUAAGAUUUAAGAUAAAUAGAAUUCAAUUUUAUGCAUUUAUCCCAAUUUACAUUUACAAAGAGAAAAAAAUAAUUAUAAAAAUAUUUAGAAAAUUUAUGCUCAUAUCUUUUUUGGUUAACAAUGAACAAAACAAUGUAAACAGUUCUGAAAGAUAAUUACAGUUUGAUGAGCCAAAAAAAACAACAUAAUUUAAAUAUACCACUGACUAUUAAAGAUAUUUAAUCAAAACAUUAAUAAAGACACAUACUAAUAAAACCAGUAAAUACUAAGUUUCAAAACAAUUUAUAAAUAUUUGUUGAAAUGUGAAAAUUUGUCAUUUUCUUAUAAUAUAAUAAUUGAAAUACAUAUAAGUAAAAUAACUUAUCAACACCAAAUUAAAAAUAAUUUAGGUCACAUAGUUUAACAUAGUUUUAAAUUGGUAGAAAAGGAAGUUCUUAAUUUUUAAUUGUGUGAUACAAUGAUAAAUACAUUAGAAGAAUAUAAAAUAUUUUUAAACUAUUAGAUAAUAAAAAUAAUACUAAAUACAGAAAAUAGAACAAAAUAAUUUACAUAGCAAUAAAAUUGAAAAUAAACUUAAAGACAAAUAAUCUGCGCGUAGCGCGGAAAAAUGACCUAGUGUAUGUAGAAUAGGUAAAAUAUGAUUAGAGGUUCUUUAUUAAAUGUUUGGACCAAACCGGCUGAAUAUUUUUAUAAUGUUAGGUUCGAUGGUUCUGUAUUACAGGUUAAGCACAUUUAGUGAGAUUGACAUUGUAAUUCAAUAACGAUGAAAAACUGUAUGCCGGUUCACCAAACCGAAUUUUUAGGCUUAUGUGUCACUAUAGUUACGAUUAUAUGAAAUAUUUUUAGUAAGUUAUAAUAAUGAUAUAAUUAGAGAAUAAAUGAAACAUUUUUUUAUAGGUCUAACUUAAGAAAAUCACACAUGAAUUGAAGUUAUGACUUCUAUUUAAUAAAAUAGAUACGUCCUCAUUUUUUUGGGUUUGUUACAUAGUUACAUAGUUAAUGAUAUAGUAAACAUUAAUACGCCAAAGGUAUAUGUGGAGUGGGAGUGUUAUAUUACGUAAAUAGUCUAGUAAAGAAAAGGGAAUAAAUUAGUUUGGCCGAGAAGCAUUGUGGAGCUGCAACUUUUGCAUGGCAUGAGUGUAAAUAUAUUACACAUUUAAAGUUAUUCUUUUAAAAUGCUUUUCUAUUAAUAAAAAAAGGAUGGAAUAUAGAAUAAAAUUGUUCCAACCCUAAUUCCAUUUCUUUUUGAUAAAAUGUUAAAUUUAUUGAUCUUUAAGGAACUAUAAGAAUAUUUAAAUCAAUAUUCCAAACACUAAUUCUAUUUCUCAUUUUAUAAUGGAGCAAUGGAGUAAGAAAUGUAGUAUGGCCGGACUAUUUUUACUCCUUAUUCCAUUUUAUUCUAUUUUGAAAAAAUAAAAUUUUACAUUAGAAAUACUCUUAUGAAUGAUUUGGAUAAAACCGACUGCAUUCAUUCGCUGUAAGCAAACCUUGGAUAAUCUACAAUAUAUGUAUAACUAAACAAAUUAUUUAUUCAAAACCUAAAUAUAAAAUGAUUUGCAAUGUUAACCUACAUUAACCGGUUCCAACCUGUUUUUUUUUAAGAGGAUUUAGGAGCUAUAUACACUAAUUGAACCAUAACUAAUUAAAUAUUUUUUCACUAUUCGUAAUAUAGUAGUAUUGUUACGUAAAUCCUCUAUUUAUUAAAUGUUUCUACACAUUUUACUACGAGCAAAUUUUGUAUUGUUGCAUUUUUGAUAUGGACAUAACAUCUUACUGGUUUCUUGCGUAACCAGUGUAGUACCCGCGUGGUAGAUAGAUAUGCCUUUAGACCGUUGAAAAAUUCCUUCGUCACUCUUCAUCAGAAUCUUUGUACAUAUACAUUCAACUUCGUAACUCGUAGAUAUUGUUAUUUGAUGCCAUUGUUUUCCUAUGGAUUUUUAGUUUUUUUUUUCUUCUUUUGGUGUGUUUUAACAUUAUGAGACACAUGGAUUAUAUAUAGAAAAAAAAAUUCUUUGGUAGGUAGAAAAUUGACAAUGGAUUAAAAAUGUAUGAUUAUAGUUUUACAACGACUUUACGACGUAUAUUGUUUGGUGUAUAGCACAUAAAUCAUUUUUUUCAUCUACCAUUUGAUUCUUCCUUAUUCAUUCGUCGCUAAUUAGUUGUAUAAUCCUCUAUCGUAAAGUUCUCGUAAACGUACAACUGUUUUACAUGAAUCGUAGAAGUUAAUUGUUUAUUCGUCGUAAAUAAGAAAUGAAUUUACAAAGGAACACUUUCGUCAUAAAUUUAUUCUAGAAGAACUAUUUUUUUGACAUAUUUUCGUUAUAUAUUACUCUCUUAUUUACGAUGACCCAUAUUCGUUGUAAAUGGUUGUCGUUAAACUCAUGUUUUCUUGUAAUGCAGAGUAUAUUAUAGCACAUACUUUAUAAUAGAUAUGUGCCUAAUUUUUGUUUUACUAUAGUUAUAUGAUAUCUUGCAUAUUUCCAUUUUUUUAUCCAUCCAUCCAUGUGCAUUUUGAUCAUAUAGAUUAGGAUUUAGUCAUGUUUAGGUUGCAUUUUGCAUACAUGAGUCCUUAUCAAGUAUUGGAGUAUCACAUGGAGUUCUUGGAGACGUUUGGGUGCAUUUGGAGCUCAAGAGAAGUGUUUAAAGUGAUCAUCAGACGAGCAACACACCGGAGCAACCUAACCGGAGCGACGUUGUGAAGUCGCUGUGGCUACCCCUUCAGAGCGACUUCAUUGGAGCGACUCCCCGAAGUCGCUCACUCUUUUGUUUCUUGGAGGCACGAAAUCGCUCUCGGAGCGACCUCUCGCAGCGACCCAUCCAGGUCGCUCCUGAAGCCCGGAGCGACUUGUCGGAGCGACGUCCUGAAGUCGCUGUGCUUUACCUCUCGGAGCGACCACGUUGGAGCGACGUCCUGAAGUCGCUCGCUCUUUUGACGAAACGGAGCUCAAAACUGGAGCCGGAGCGACCUCUCGCAGCGACACCCUGAGGUCGCUCCCGAAGGCCAGAGCGACGUGCUGAAGCGACCUGCCGAGGUCGCUGCGCGUCGCCUAUCUGCUCGAAUUCAUGUUUUCUCAAGGGCCUUUUGGUCAUUUCAUUAAGCACGUUUUUAUUCUGAAAACCUAUGUUUUAAUACUCUGUAAGCCACCAAGAGGAUCUUAUCUUUUGUUCUUAAGAAAAACUACCAAAAACUUUUGGAAAGUCAUCUCUUUGAAUCAAUUGAUCAGUUUGUUAUUGAAAUUCUGUGUUCUUAUAUCUAUUUUCUGUGUUUCUCUACAUGAUUAAUCUGAAAUCCAAUAUGGGUUUAAGAGGAAUCAUGGAGAUUAGUGAGUAAUCACCUUUUGAAUUCAUGGGUUAGUGAGAGUAAGGGUGAUUAGGUUAGAGCUAGGAUGUUUUAGUGUAGAUCAUUCAUAUUUCCUUGCUAGUAGAGUAAUCAUAAUGCAUCUUCUGAGAUGGCCACUCAGUCGUUGAUCCUUAGGCAUUUCUCACCCGAAAGGUGUUCGAGAAAAUGCCCGAGACAACUCUUCUAAGCUUUUAGCAUACUUUGCCAAAGACAUUUGUUGUUAGAGGUGCUAAGAUAGCCAUUGGACUUGCUAGUAAAGAUUGUUUUCAUAUUAUUCAACCAAAGACAUUUGAUGUUUGAAUUGUGUUAGUAAAUGAACAUUCAUCUAGACAUAGAGUUUGUUUAGGAUUGUGUCUAAGCUUAAGGUUGAUAGUUUGAUUGAUCGUUUGCCAUCCUUAGUUCGAAACUUGAUCACCCGAGGUCUAAUCCCUAUAUCCAUGAGUUCUCUUUUCCCAUAGUUAAGAAAGUAUCAUUCGGUUAUUGUUUCUAUUAGUUUAGUCAUAGCUUAAAACCCAUCUAAAUCAUUGGUUGCACUUAGAUUAAGUGAUUACUUGCAUUCUCGGUGCUUUGAUAUCUCUCAUAACUGGUUCGACAAUCAUUUAUACUACAACAUUUGUCUUAGGAGCCUUGAAAACUCCUAACAUCAUUAUAUCCUUCUGAAAGUUUUUCCGAAGUCUUCUCACUAUUGCAAAAAGUCUGUCUGGUUACUUUUGCAAUUGAAAAAUUAUAGUAAAACAUUUAAUAUUAAUGAGAAGACUUCUCGACUUCUCUAAUUUUAUUCUAGGUUUUGGUCAAACUUUGGUUACGAGAGAAGACUUCUAUAGAAGUAGAGUUCUAUAGAAGUCUUCUCUGGAAAUAUCAAAUAUAGUCAAUUGCAAAAGUAUUCCAAGUAAACUUCUUGCGACAUGAGAAGAUUUUCCGAAAGACUUCUAUAGAAGUCUUCCCCGAGAAGAUUUUCUGAGAAGUCUUCUAUAAAAAUUCAAGUUUCUGACAAAUUUCUGUCAAUUGCAAAACUAACAUGUUUAUCCGAGAAGAUUUCUCUUCUCCGGCAUUUUCGAGCAAUAUUUACAAAGGAAAACUUUUUAAGAUGUCUUCUGUAGAGUAGAUUUCUUAAUAGUUUUACAACGACUUUACGACGUAUAUUGUUUGGUGUAUAACACAUAAAUCAUUUUUUCAUCUACCAUUUGAUUCUUCCUUAUUCAUUCGUCGCUAAUUAGUUGUAUAAUCCUCCAUCGUAAAAUUCUCGUAAACGUACAACUGUUUUACAUGAAUCGUAGAAGUUAAUUGUUUAUUCGUCGUAAAUAAGAAUUGAAUUUACAACGGAAUGUUGUAAACGUGAAGAAAAACAACGUCAAAAUAAUACGCACCAAAACUUGACAUUUUCGCAUUGUUAUUUACUAUGUGGAGCCCACUGUCACUAUGCACACACAGUAACUUUCUCUUUUUCACUUAUAUAUAAAUGAUCGUUUCGAUCAAUUGUAAUACACCAUCUCUUCUUCCUCAUAUAACAUAUUCUCUCUCGUUAUUAUCUUGUAUCAGUAGUAUCUCCUUUCUGCGGAUAUAAAAUUUUGCCCUUAUUUAAAUUUCUCAAUACUAUAAAAUUAUAAGUUAUUUUAUAACAUGUUAUCAGCACGAUCACUCUGCGAUUCGAAAUACAAAUGGCAAACAUCGAGAAACUUCAGUUCCCGGCUCUCAAAAUAACUGGCGAAAACUACGUCGGAUGGGUCACAAACGUGAAACCAUAUCUGGUGAUGAAAAAGAUAACUGAAACGAUUGUAAUCGGUAACAAAUCGCCGCCCGAGCAUAUAGCCGAGGCGAUAAUCUUCCUGAAGAAGCAUUUAGAUGAGAAUCUAACGCACGACUAUGCAAGCGUUGAAGACCCAGCUGAACUGUGGCAAGCUUUAAAAGAAAGGUUUGAUAACCAGAGACAAGUCAACCUCCGUCACGCUCUAGAAGAGUGGAAAAACCUGAGGUUCCAAGAUUUUCAAAAGGUUGAGGAUUACAAUUCCGCUGUCCUGAGGAUAGUUUCACUCCUGAAAUAUUGCGGUAACCCUGUCUCUGAGGAAGAAAUGAUGAAUAAAACAUACAACACUUUCCACAAACAGCUUCACUUCCUGCCCGAAAUAUACAGAAAAUGCGGGUACACAAGAUUUUCUGAAUUGAUGGUUGCGCUCAUGUUGGCUGAAAAGAACAAUGAGCUCCUGAUCAAAAACCACAAUUCCCGACCUACGGGAGCCAAAGCAUUUCCUGAAGUGAAUGCUACGGCGAUAGAAAAUUCAGAAAGGAGGAACCAGACCAACCGAGGUCAUGGUCGUCGUUUCAACAACAAACGUGGAAAAACUUACAAUCCCAAAUGGAAGGGAUCUAACAAGUGGGUUAGAUCCGAACAAGUUUCUAAGGGUAAAAAAACUCAAGGGGAUACCACCCAGAAGCGUGAGACAGUGUGUUACAGAUGUGGCUGUAAAGGACAUUGGUCCCGUACAUGUCGUACUCCUCCACAUCUCUGUAAGUUAUAUCAAGAGUCCACGGAAGGCAAAGUUAAAGAAGUGAACCUCACUGAAAACUUUGAAGGGACAUCGUACCUCGAUGCCUCCGACUUUGCAAAUGAGCUGGACUAGAUUACUCCUGAAGAGAAAAGAGAUGCUUAUAAUAAAACUAUCGAAUAGUUUUCAGUAUUGUCAUGUAUAAUUAUUACAUUUCCUGUUUUAAACAAAUAAUGAUGUUUUAACGUCACCUUAAUGUAUAAUUAUUGUGUGUUUCCUUAUAUGAUUAUUAUAUGAAUGAAUUUUAUGUUUUUCUUUUAUUAAUAUUUAUGACAAUUUCAGAAAUGGGUCGAAAUGCUAAUGGAGCAAAAUCCAAGAAACGGAUUCGUGAAAUAUGUAUACCAGAUAGUGGAACAACGCACACUAUUCUGAAACAAAAGAGAUAUUUCUCUAAUAUAAAACCGACAAGAAUUGUCGUCAAUACAAUAUCAGGUCCUGCAGACAUGAUUGAAGGAACCGGUAAAGCAAACUUUACGUUGCCGAAUGGAACAAAAUUUUCCAUAAAUAAUGCUCUAUAUUCUCCGAGCUCUAAAAGAAAUUUGUUGAGUUUUAAAGACAUAUAUCUUCAUGGAUAUGACACUCAGUCUGCAACUGAGGAUGGAAAGAAAUACAUGUAUGUAACUUCUGAGCAAUGUGGCAGAAAACACAUAUUGGAAAAGUUUCCAGAACUUCCUUCGGGACUACAUCAUACUUAUAUCGAUGAGAUCGAAUCAAACCUUGUAGUAAA
This is a messenger RNA of Brassica rapa (field mustard), 7324 nucleotides long. RefSeq lists its product as uncharacterized. Gene Ontology annotation, molecular function: zinc ion binding; nucleic acid binding. The record is from RefSeq and is a predicted model, not a curated record. NCBI's taxonomy places the organism in Eukaryota, Viridiplantae, Streptophyta, Magnoliopsida, Brassicales, Brassicaceae.